Zymoseptoria tritici IPO323 is the source of this 2397-nucleotide messenger RNA. It is a transcript of the gene ENG1, whose product is annotated as endo-1,3-beta-glucanase. Gene Ontology annotation, cellular component: cell surface. The transcript has a single exon. The record is from RefSeq and is a predicted model, not a curated record. Bases 1 to 2397 code for a protein of 798 amino acids. Gene Ontology annotation, molecular function: glucan endo-1,3-beta-D-glucosidase activity; endo-1,3(4)-beta-glucanase activity. Lineage: Eukaryota; Fungi; Ascomycota; Dothideomycetes; Mycosphaerellales; Mycosphaerellaceae.
AUGCCAGACAACUCCCUGACUUCACUUUCGCCUUCCGAUGUGCAGACUGGCACUGUUCCGGAUCUCUCAAGUACAGGCGGCAGCGUGAUAACUUCGUUGCAAACGUCAGGCCAACCGUCGUCGGAGCCCUUUCCGGAUAUCUCGUUCUCGACAACCAGUCUCUCUCUGGUGGAUCCCACGUCGUUCUCCUCUCCAACAGCGACCGCACCGGUGACAUCUAUCUCAGAAACCAGCAUUUUCCGAGCAAUCGCAACAGGUGCGCCACCAUCACAGAUCAGUCAGAGAAGUAAUCAUCCUGUUCCAAGACUAGGCAUCCAGGGACAGCAGGAGAAACUUCAAACGAACAAGUUCUACUCCAAUCUGUUCCUGGGCGACCAGAGCCAGUCCGUGUUUACAUUCCCGUACUCGGUCCAAUGGACUAAAGGAUCUGGCGAAACACCAAGCUGGGGUCUUGCCGUCUCACACGUGGAGCGCAACCAAGUCGUGUUCGGACCUCCUCAGCCAGGCAAGGAUGCUGGUCAAUCGUCGUACUACGCCAAUCCAAUUGGCGUCCGAUCGCUCAUUCUUUCGGCGACUGAGCUCAACCAGACUGAGGCCGGCACACCUGGGUUGACGACCGAUUCACUGGCUGCGUUCAGCAUCAACUUGAACCUCUUCGGACACGGCUGGACUACUCCGACGAUUGUUUUCCCUCUCGUCCAGGGCUCUCCUUUCAUUACUGGGAAGUACAACUCCGCCACUCCUCUCAUUCAGACUGGCGUCGGCAUCGAUAACAUCACCUAUGCCGGCGCAGUCAUCGAAGGCUCAACCUACAAGUACCGCAUUCGUCUCCGCAAUGGUUACACGUGGUUGAUGUACGUCUCACCCCAGUCAACCGACUAUGCGCAGAACACAUUCACACUCAGCGAUGGAGCUGUGCAAGGUGCUUCAAGCUUUUCUGGCACGAUCCAGGUCGCCAAACUGCCGGGUGAUGCCAAUAGUGACGUUGAAGCUGUCUACGACAGUGCUGCCGGCGCGUACCCUAUCACAGGUGCCAUUUCCGGUGCCGUCGAUGGAACAGUCGGCAGCUACACCAUGUCAUGGACGAAGGAAGGUGUUAGCAAUCAGACGCUCCUGCUCUUCGCAUUGCCUCAUCACGUCGGAUCUUUCAGUGACGAGACUGCCGGCAGAGCAACGGGUCUGCAGCUCAUGACGACCGUCAAAGGCAUGGCUACUGCGGUCCGCGGUGACAGCUGGACACUCACCGAAGACGACCUUCCCAUCGAUAUGGCCUUCGCUCCCUGGUCGCCUGCUCAGGGCAGCGUGAAGACUGUAUCAUCGAAUGCAGUCCAAGCCAUCUAUGAAGCUGGUCUCGCUGAAUUGCAGCAAAGGAUCGGCCAGCAGACCAACGUUGGCAGUCUCUACUUUGACGGCAAAGCCUUGGCCAAAUUCGCUGCCAUUGUGUACACGAUGAACGACAUUGCUGGUAAUCGCACUCUGGCCCUCUCCGGUCUGAAAGUAUUGCAGGAUGCCAUGGCGUUCCACAUCAAUAAUCAGAUGGGGUUCCCACUGGUAUACGAGAGUGCCUGGGGCGGUGUUGUCAGUUCGGGAGCUUACCAGAACGGCAACGCUCUUGAAGACUUUGGCAACACCUACUACAACGAUCAUCACUUCCACUACGGCUACUUUGUGUACACUGCCGCUGUGAUCGGUUACCUCGACAAUGAGUGGCUCAACGACAGCAACGUCGCCUGGACCAACAUGCUCGUCCGUGACUACGCCAACUCAGUCACAGAUGAUGAGUACUUCCCAUUCUCUCGUGCAUUCGAUUGGUAUCAUGGUCACUCCUGGGCAGCCGGUCUCUUCGCAUCCGCCGACGGCAAGAACCAAGAAAGUUCCAGCGAGGAUACCAUGGCCAGCUACGCGCUGAAAAUGUGGGGCCAAAUCAUCAACGACAAAGCCAUGGAAGCCCGCGGCAAUCUGAUGCUCGCCAUUCAGAAACGCAGCUUUGCAGCUUACUACCUCUUUGAAGAGACCAACACCGUGCAACCGGCGGAAUACAUCGGCAACAAAGUCGCAGGCAUUCUCUUCGAGAACAAAAUGGACCACACGACCUACUUCGGCGCCGCGCCGGAGUUGAUUGAAGGGAUCCACAUGAUUCCUCUCAUGCCAUUCAGCGCAUACAUUCGCAGUGCGAAGUUCGUCCAGGAGGAGUGGGAUGCAUACUUUGCAAACACGAUCAACACGAUUCAAAGCGGCUGGAGAGGAUUGCUGAUGGCGAACUUCGCCAUCGUGAAUCCCUCAGCCAGCUUCAACUUUUUCAGCGACCCGAAUUUGAACCCGGACUUUUUGGAUGGUGGAGCAAGUCAAACUUGGUAUCUGGCGUGGUCGGCUGCGCUGGGAGGAUCGGGAACCUGA